AUGGCUUCUGUUGACUCCGCCCUUGGCACCGCGCGUGACGUCCUGCAGUCGGAGAUGCAAUCACGGCGUGUUCAUGGGGUUUUGGGUGUUGUGACGGAGGUGAUGCUGGAUGUGGGGAGUGUGGUCUUCAUCGACCCGCUGCAGCUUGAGCCGCGGCUGAACGGGUUCCGCAGGCACGUGAUCCACCUGUCGCCGACGCUGGAGCAGCAGUUCUUCGUGCUUGCGGAGUACCUCGGGAACACGAGUGUCCGUUCGGCGCACGCGGUGAUCCGCGGCGAGGAGGCAGCUGCGGUGGCGGAUGUGCUGCGGCGGUCGCUGGUGACGUUCGGCGGGUCGCUGCGGUCCCCGACGCUGCUGGCCGGCGGCGACGCGCUGGCGGGUCACCUGCCGGCGGAGGGCGACGUGUUCGUGGCGGGGCUUGCGGCUGGCGACGUCGCCGCGAUCGCGAAGCACGUGGCGUCGCAUGGCCGUGUGCGUGUGUUCGUUGCGUUCUCCGAGUUUGCGCUGCUGCACGCCGACUUCGUCGCUGCGUUCGCCGGCGGUGCGGGUGCCGACCGCGUUGUGUUCGCGACGAGCCUGCCGCACUGGAACGAGACGAACUCGACGUCGAAGACCGCCCAGGAUUUCAUCCGCAGUGUGCCCAACGCCACGCAACGGACGCCGCUGUCGCUGAGGGCUUUCGCUACCGCGCGGCUGCUGCAGACUGUUCUCUCGCGCAUGGACAAGGUGAAUGCUGACCUGCUGGCUCACUUCUUCUACAUGAACAUCGCUGUCACCGUGGAUGACAUGCUGUACGGAUCCUUCGCUAACGACACGGUGUGCGACGCAGCUGGCGGUGCUGGGUGCGGUAAGAACUACGGGGCGACGUUUAUUUCUGUGUGGUCGCUUGCCCGUGCGCUGGACCCCGCCGUGCCCGUGCUGUUCCCCGCCGUGACCCCGUCGAUGCAGUACGCGGAGCCCGGUAGCUGGCUGACGAUGGCGCAGCUGAUCGGCAUCAUCGUCGGCGUGGUGCUGCUGCUCACCAUCGUUGUGGCUGUGGUGGUUGUGGUGCUGCACUUCUGCCGCAACUCGCGUGACAACGCGAAUGCGCCGAAGGAGCCGACAGACCCCGUGACGCUCGUGUUCACCGACAUCGAGAGCAGCACGGCGCUGUGGUCCGCGUGUUCCGAGUUGAUGCCCGACGCCGUGGCGACGCACCACCGUCUGAUCCGCGUGCUGAUCGCGAAGUACGGCUGCUACGAGGUGAAGACGGUCGGCGACUCGUUCAUGAUAGCGUGCAAGAGUGUGUUCGCCGCGGUGCAGCUUGUGCGUGAGCUGCAGCAGGUGUUCCUGCGGCACGAGUGGGAGACGAGUGCGCUCGACGCCGCGUACCGAAAGUUUGAGGAGGGCCGGGCGGAGGAGACGGAGGGGUACGUGCCGCCGACUGCGCGCCUGGACGCCGCUGUGUACCGGCAGUACUGGGGCGGUCUGCGGGUGCGUGCGGGGGUGCACACCGGGCUGUGCGACAUCCGGCGCGACGAGGUGACGAAGGGGUACGACUACUACGGCGACACGGCGAACAUGGCGGCGCGCACGGAGAGCGUGGGGAACGGCGGGCAGGUGCUGCUGACGCGUGCG
This is a messenger RNA of Trypanosoma rangeli, 1617 nucleotides long. RefSeq names its product adenylate cyclase. The annotation marks the transcript as partial. The record is from RefSeq and is a predicted model, not a curated record. Gene Ontology annotation, biological process: intracellular signal transduction; cyclic nucleotide biosynthetic process. The transcript has a single exon. Lineage: Eukaryota; Euglenozoa; Kinetoplastea; Trypanosomatida; Trypanosomatidae.